Messenger RNA from Dentiscutata erythropus, 2835 nucleotides. The record is from the annotation of a GenBank genome assembly. Lineage: Eukaryota; Fungi; Glomeromycota; Glomeromycetes; Diversisporales; Gigasporaceae.
AUGCUUAUUCGUCAUCAGGUGGCACUUCCUCCAAAUUAUCCUUACAUUCCAAUAUCUCAGCAUGUUUAUCUCAUGGAGCCCGCUAAAGAAUAUCAAUUUGAGCUGGAUCCGUUCCAGAAAGCGGCAAUCGCGUCGAUUGAAAGAUCAGAAUCAGUUUUAGUUAGUGCUCAUACUUCGGCCGGCAAGACUGUAGUAGCUGAGUACGCGAUUGCUCUAGCAUUAAAAAAUAAACAGAGAGUAAUCUAUACAAGUCCGAUUAAGGCUCUAAGUAAUCAAAAAUAUAGAGAACUGGAAUCGGCUUUUGGUGAUGUGGGUUUACUAACGGGUGAUGUGACUAUCAAUCCAAACGCGAGCUGUUUAGUGAUGACAACUGAGAUUUUACUCGCAAUGCUUUAUCGUGGUAAUGAUGUUAUUAUGCGAGAAGUCUCCUGGGUUGUUUUUGAUGAAAUUCAUUAUAUGCGAGAUAAAGUAAGGGGUGUAGUUUGGGAAGAAGCUCUAAUAUUAUUACCUCGUCAAGUACAUUUUGUUUUCUUGUCUGCAACAAUUCCCAAUGCAAUGGAAUUUGCUGAAUGGAUAUGCAAGAUACAUGCUCAGCCAUGCCAUGUUGUAUAUACUGACUUUCGUCCCACACCUUUACAACACUACAUUUAUCCUUGUGGAGGUGACGGUAUUUUUAUGGUAGUUGACGAAAAUGGUGCCUUCAAAGAAGAUAAUUUCUUACAAGCAACUCAAUCAUUAUUACCGGAUCAAGAUGUUGAAUACAAAUCUCUUAAGGGUAAGAAAGGGACUGUAAUUGAUAGAUCCACCAAAGGUCCUUCAGAUAUUAUUAAAAUUAUAAAUAUGAUUAUGCAAAGGGAUUAUCAACCUGUAAUAAUUUUUUCUUUUGGAAAAAAUGAAGAAAAAAGAUUGGUAAAAACUGUGUUUGAUAACGCAAUUAAUGUGCUUGAUGUGGAAGAUCGGCAAUUGCCACAAAUAAAAUUUUUAUAUCCUUAUUUGUUACGUGGCAUUGCCUUUCAUCAUUCUGGAUUAUUACCUCUUUUAAAAGAAAUAGUCGAGUUGCUAUUUCAGGAAGGUUUAAUAAAGGUCUUAUUUGCUACUGAAACUUUUGCUAUGGGACUUAACAUGCCAGCUAGAACUGUAGUUUUUACAGAUGUGAAAAAAUUUGAUGGUGAACAUGUUAGAUAUAUAACUUCUGGUGAAUAUAUUCAAAUGUCAGGCCGUGCAGGUCGAAGGGGCAUUGAUAACAGAGGAAUCGUGAUCUUAAUGGCAAAGGAAAAAAUGGCCCCCAAUGCUAUUAAGGAAAUGAUCAUGGGUGAAUCAGACAACUUGACCUCGGCUUUUCACUUAAAAUACAACAUGAUUUUGAAUAUGUUGAGAGUUGAAGGGAUUAGUCCAGAAUUUCUUUUGAAAAAUAGUUUUUAUCAAUUUCAGAAUACUGCUACCUUACCAGCACUUGAAGAAGAUCUCCGUCGAGCAGAUUUGGAUUAUUCUAACUUUAUAAUACCUGAUGAAGAUGUCAUUACCGAGUAUUAUGAUACUCGCAGGCUAUUGGAUGUUUAUACUCACGAAAUGAGGCAAAUCAUAAAUCAUCCAUCUAAUUGUCUUCAAUUUCUUAAACCAGGCAGAUUGGUACGAGUAAGACAUGCAGAUAUGGAUUUCGGAUGGGGGAUGGUAGUUGCAUAUGGGAAAAGGGUGGAUCAAAAUUAUACUACGGACUCGAACCUUGAACAAAGAUUGCAAGAAAAUAAUGAUAAUCAAGACAACCAAUCAUCAUCUGAUAAAUAUUUUGUUGAUGUAUUAUUAUAUUGUGAUAAAGAUUCUAUUGUUGCUAAAGCAGCUGAUGGAACAACUACUGGUGUAAGGCCUUGUAAAGAAAAUGGGACUGGUGAAAUGAUGGUUGUCCCUGUCGAAUUAAAUAGUUUGUAUUGCAUAAGUCAGAUCCGUAUAUUUCCUCCCAAAAUUUUGGCACUUAAACAAGUUAGACAAAGUGUUUAUGAUAGUAUUCAAGUAAUAAUUAAACGUUAUCCUAAUGGAUUAACACCACUAGACCCUAUUGAAGACAUGGGUAUAGAAGAUGAAAAUUUUCACAAGUUGAUAAGGAAAAUCGAAGUUCUUGAAGAUAAACUUUUCUCCAAUAAACUUCAUAACAUUCCACAACUUCCAUCAUUAUAUGAGCAAUACGCAAAAAAAGUUGCACUUCGUGCCAGAAUAAGAGCCUUGAAAAAGAAAGUCAACAAAGUUCAAUCUAUCUUGCACCUGGAUGAUCUUAAGCAUCGUAAACGAGUUCUACGUCGAAUAGGAUAUUUAACCGAUGAUGAUAUAGUUACAGUUAAGGGUCGUGUCGCCUGUGAUAUCAACGUUGGUGAUGAAGUUGUUCUGACUGAAAUGUUACUAAAUGGUGUUUUUAGUGAUUUAUCAGUUGAAAAGAUAGCGGCGCUUCUCAGUUGCUUUGUAAUAGAACAACAUGAUAAAGAAAGGGUCAAUUUAAGAGAAGAUCUAUACGUUGUAUAUCGUAGAUUACAGGAGAUUGCACGAAACAUCGUAGCUGUAUCAAUAGAGUGUAAGCUUCAAAUAAAUGAAGAAGAAUAUCUUGCUAGUUUCUGCCCAGACAUGAUGGAACUAGUGUAUAGUUGGUGUCAAGGAAAAUCAUUCGCAGAAAUUAUGAAAAUGGCUCAAAAAUACUAUGAUGGUCAUGUCAUUAGAGUGUUUCGAUGUUUAGAUGAAUUAUUACGAGCAAUGGUUACUGCAGCUAAAAACAUUGGGAAUUCAGAGCUAGAAAUGAAAUUUCAAGCGGCUAUUAGUAAACUAAGACGAGGCAAAAGUUUGGAUUUAUGA